AGCGAACGGUCCAGAUUUUACCACAGGUUGGGGGGUUCACACACGAGAAAUCGAAGGAGAACCAGGUGGUCUUCUUCCUCUCGACGACCUCUUCUUCCCUUUCCUCUCCUCCGCCGCCGCUCCCCCGACUCCGGCGAGCCCCCUUCCCCCCACCCAUCGGCGCGGAGGACGUUGCCGGGAUGAGCGUCUCCCCUUCAACCGGACGCGAUCUCCCGGGGCGCUCCCGUAUGCCCUUGCGCUGCUAGAGAUCCGGGCUCUUCUCGGAUCUCAGGAGUACAAGAUAUAGUGUACCAGCUCUCUCUCAUUCAACAUGUGGAGUUUUGCGUCAAACGCCAUAGCUGGAAGCAUAAGGAAAAAAGCACAGCCCUCAAAAUGCAGUCAAUCCAAUCCUGAUUGCUCUGAUGAUGAUGUUUCUUCAUGUGCAAGUAGAGAGGAAGGCCUUGAAUGUCCAAUAUGUUGGGAAUCCUUCAACCUUGUUGAGAAUGUUCCCUAUGUCUUGUGGUGCGGUCAUACAAUGUGCAAGAAUUGCAUCUUGGGUCUUCAAUGGGCUGUCGUCAAGUUCCCAACCCUUCCUAUACAACUGCCUCUCUUCAUCUCAUGUCCAUGGUGUAACCUGUUAUCUUUCCGGCUAGUUUACAAGGGAAACCUCAAGUUCCCACGCAAGAACUAUUUUCUGCUAUGGAUGGUUGAGAGCAUGAAUGGCGAGAGAGCAAAGUUCCAUUCCCCUAGUCAUGAAGAGCGCCAUUCUUUAUGCCCUUCUGGUGGUGGCCCAAGUUCCAGUCAACACCAUCGAAGACCUGCUCCACGAACAGAAAGCGCCAGUGGCAGAGAAAGGAGUGUUGCUGGCAACGUUUUCAAUACUUACAGCAUCAGUGCAUCUCUCCAAAAGAUAAUGUUGUCUUUUGUUCAGAUGACAGCCAAGUUUCCACUCGUGAUAAUUUUCCUUCUGAUAGUUCUAUAUGCUGUCCCUGCAAGCGUAGCAGUUCUAGUAUUGUAUGUCCUUGUUACAGUUUUGUUUGCACUGCCGUCCUUUUUGAUCCUCUACUUUGCUUAUCCCAGUUUGGAUUGGCUCGUUAGAGAGAUCUUCAAUUGAGUUAUAUUGUACUCCAUGUCAUUACAGUUUAUAACUCAGCAGCAGAAAAUUUAGCAUUUGCAAUCUCAUGUGCUCUGGGGGAGGAUGUCAAGUGUGAUUUCUUAUCCAUUCGAUUGAGGCCUUCAGGGACAGUAGUUGUAAGAUGGAACUCUAAUUAUUGCAUUGAUAUACAUGAAUCACUCAGGUUUUACUGUAA
Oryza sativa Japonica Group (Japanese rice) is the source of this 1289-nucleotide messenger RNA. RefSeq lists its product as uncharacterized. The record is from RefSeq and is a predicted model, not a curated record. Lineage: Eukaryota; Viridiplantae; Streptophyta; Magnoliopsida; Poales; Poaceae.